Portunus trituberculatus (swimming crab) is the source of this 1314-nucleotide messenger RNA. RefSeq lists its product as uncharacterized. NCBI's taxonomy places the organism in Eukaryota, Metazoa, Arthropoda, Malacostraca, Decapoda, Portunidae. The record is from RefSeq and is a predicted model, not a curated record. Bases 1 to 1314 code for a protein of 437 amino acids. Gene Ontology annotation, biological process: DNA integration. Gene Ontology annotation, molecular function: nucleic acid binding. The transcript has 2 exons.
AUGGCGUGCACUGCUGCCACUGCCCACCUGCGGCGUGUCGUAGCUGCCAACGCUGAACGCUCCGACCAACACACAACACACCAUGACGCCGAUCGGACGCUCCAGGAAUUCCGAGCAGCAGCAAAGGCAGACCUGUCAUAUGCCCACAUCACCGCCUGCGUGACGUCUGGCUUCCCGUCCAACCGGAUCGUGGUUCCUGUAGCUGUCGGCCGCCGCACCCUUGCUUGUCUCCAUGACAGGCACCGCGGUGUGGAAGCCACUCGCCGUCGGGCGAGGCAGACUGUUUUCUGGCCUGGCAUUGACUCUGACAUCGUUAAUGCUGUUCGUGCCUGUGAACCAUGUCAAGUCCUCCAGCUGAGCCAACAACAGGAUCCCCUGAUGUAUGACGACAACCCAUCCAGGCCCUUUGAGUCCGUCAAGGCAGACUUCUUCACAGUCGGUGGCAAGUUCUUUCUUGUUAUUGCGGACAGACUCUCAGGAUGGCCUGUGGUCGUCCCAUGUGGUGCGCACACCACCGCCACACGCACCAUCCAGAUGUUCUGCCUCUAUUUCCGGGAAGUGGGUGUCCCCAUCCGUCUCUGCACUGAUGGUGAGCCCCAGUUUGCCAACGCAGACUUCCAGAACUUCAUGGAGCGCUGGGAUGCCCACCACAUAGUGACUUCGCCGCACUAUCCUCAGUCUAAUGGCCAUGCUGAGGCGGCUGUCAAGUCGAUGAAGCACCUCAUCAUGAAGACAACCCCCUCCGGCAACAUUGAUGCGAAGGAGUUUGCCAGAGGUCUCUUGGAGCUGUGUAACACUCCCAACCAUACAGGACGGUCACCUUCGCAACAUCUCUAUGGCCACCCUCUUCGGCCCUGCGUCUCUGCCCACCCAGAGUCCUCCGCAGACUGGCAGGCCAAGAUGGAGGACUGCGACCGCCGUGCUGCCGCCCAGGCUGAACAGGUGCAGGCUCACUAUGACCAGCAUGCCAGGCCCCUCCCCAAGCUAUGCAUUGGAGCCACAGUCCGCAUCCAGGACCCUGUGUCUCUCCGCUGGGACAAGGUCGAUGUGGUCAUGGGCCGCAGCAGGGAAUAUGAUGUUCGUCUCCCCAGUGGACGUGUCUGGCGACGCAACUGCCGUCACCUGCACCCAGUGCCGCCUCAUGAUGAUGAUCCUCUCUACCAUAUCCCUGUGGUCCUUUGGUCAGACGAGAAAAGUCCGUCUGCUUUUCUUGCUCCCCCAGUUGCCCCACGUCGUUCCCAGUGGCUCAUGAAAAAGAGUUCCGCUCGAGACAGUGCUACGAGCGUGAGCGGGGAGGGAGGUGUGGAUAUGUAA